AUGACCAGAAUUCAAUCAUCUUCUGGGGAUGCUUCAAAUUCCACGGAAACUGUCUUGGUGACUGGAGGCUCCGGUUUCCUUGCAUCCCAUCUAGUCCGUGAGCUGUUGAAGCAAGGCUAUUCUGUCCGAGUCACUGUUCGAUCCGAGGCUGUUGCAAAGAAGGUCCUCCAAGCACACGCCCUGGACAGCCAGCGGCUUUCAUACAUCCUGGUUCCAGAUAUGGUUCUCCCAGGUGCGUACGAUGAAGCUGUUCGAGGUGUCACCGGGGUGUUCCAUUUAUCUUCCCCUUGUACAUUUCUUGCGAAAGACAACGCCAAGGAUCUUCUUAUCCCAGCCGUAUCAGGGACUCGAGGCAUUUUCCAGUCCAUCAAACAGCAUGGUCCGGAUGUCAAGCGGGUUGUUUUGACAUCGUCAAUGGCGGCCAUGGUCGAUCCUAAGAUUGGCAUGGACCGUGGCCAUUUAUACACCGAAGACGACUGGGCUAAAACAACUUGGGAUGAAGCAGCCAAGUUGUCCCCAGUUCAAGGAUACCUUGCUAGCAAGCAGCUUGCCGAGAGGGCGGCAUGGGAUUUUAUCCAAAAUGAGCAGCCUUCGUUCGACCUCGUCACACUUUGUCCCGGAGUUAUCAUGGGACCAAUGAUUAUUCCAACCCACGAUCUGUCCACCAACAUCUCCCAUGCCUCCGUUCACCAGUUAAUGAAAGGAAAGCUAGAUACCCCAGGAGAAACACCUUUUCCAUUCUACAUUGAUGUCAGAGACGCAGCUCAUUUUCAUACCCGAGCAUACGAAGAAGUCGUUGCCUCUAACCAAAGAUAUGCGAUAACAUCCGGCAUCUACAGUCAGCAGCAGAUUGUUGAUAUCAUGAGAAAACACUUCCCCUCUCUCAAGGAGCGCCUUCCGGCUGGAAGAACUGAAGAGAGUGAAGUGGCCAGGGUGGAUAUCAGCAAGGCAACUAGAGACCUUGGGUUUGCUCCGAGGGGUCUUGAAGAGACAAUUGUGGAGACUGUCGGUUGCUUUUUGGAAAUUGAGCAAAUUGGACAUUCUACCGUUUAG
Penicillium digitatum Pd1 is the source of this 1053-nucleotide messenger RNA. RefSeq names its product SDR family oxidoreductase. The record is from RefSeq and is a predicted model, not a curated record. NCBI's taxonomy places the organism in Eukaryota, Fungi, Ascomycota, Eurotiomycetes, Eurotiales, Aspergillaceae. Gene Ontology annotation, molecular function: oxidoreductase activity, acting on the CH-OH group of donors, NAD or NADP as acceptor.